AUGGUUAAUGUAAAGAAAGGUGUUCUGGUUACCUGUGAUCCAGCGAUGCGACAACUUCUAAUGCAUUUGGACGAAUCGAGAACACUAGGCAGCAAGUUUAUCGUUAAAGAGCUGGAUGAGACUCACUUAUUUAUCGACCGCGAAAUAGUGAAGAUUCUGGAGGAAAAAUUGGAUCACUUAAUGGAGCAAAUGAAUCCAGAGUUGAACGAGAAAUGA
Angiostrongylus costaricensis is the source of this 216-nucleotide messenger RNA. Lineage: Eukaryota; Metazoa; Nematoda; Chromadorea; Rhabditida; Metastrongylidae. The record is from the annotation of a GenBank genome assembly.